AUGUGCCGCCUGCCGUCUCAUACCUCACAUAAACUACAGCCCUGUGAUGUUAGAGUCUUCGGGCCUCUUAAGACAGCCUAUCGUGACGAGGUAGAACGGCUCUGUCGGGGAGGGCUAGAAGCUGUCAGCAAGGAGCACUUCAAUUCUAUAUAUAAGUCUACUAGGGAAACAGCGAUGACCAGGAGGAAUAUCACUGCCGCAUGGGCUGCAAGUGGUUUGUUCCCAUUCAACCUAGAGAGUCCUUCGAAAGACGCCAAAGCCGCCCCUAGAGAUAGCUAUUCCAGACGUGCUUGCUCGUCUAUAAGACUAACAAGAAGCUCAAGUACCUACAACCCCUAUAACGCUAGUAACGACAGAGAAUGUACUGGAUGUGGUCAGUGCAUGCAACAGUUCACCCGAUGCAACACCCCACCAAAAUGGGCGCCCACCAAAAAACGAAGCUUUUGA
Molecule: messenger RNA, 447 nt
Organism: Bipolaris zeicola 26-R-13
Lineage: Eukaryota; Fungi; Ascomycota; Dothideomycetes; Pleosporales; Pleosporaceae
Exons: 1
Coding region: 1-447 (148 amino acids)
Molecular function (GO): nucleic acid binding
Source: RefSeq, a predicted model, not a curated record